Molecule: messenger RNA, 1023 nt
Organism: Penicillium macrosclerotiorum
Lineage: Eukaryota; Fungi; Ascomycota; Eurotiomycetes; Eurotiales; Aspergillaceae
Product: isopenicillin N synthase family dioxygenase
Exons: 3
Coding region: 1-1023 (340 amino acids)
Molecular function (GO): dioxygenase activity
Source: RefSeq, a predicted model, not a curated record
AUGGACUCCAUGCCCUCGCAGAUCAAGAUCCCGGUCGUGGACUUUGCCCAGUGGAACUCCGAUGAUCUCAGUCGCCAGCGGGUAGCGCAAGAUAUUGUCGCCGCGUGCAAGAAAGUGGGGUUCGUGUACAUCGUCAAUCAUUCUCUCCCCGACUCACUGCUAGAGGAAGCUUUCCGUUGGUCUCAAAUCUUCUUCGAGCUCCCACAAGAAGAGAAACUCAAGGCUCCACAUCCUGAAGGAUGGGCCAUCCACCGAGGCUAUUCCUGGCCCGGCCUGGAAAAGGUAUCCCAGGCCAUGAGCGCAGAGCACGACCAGGAACAAGCCCGACAGUUGAGGGAGAUUCCCGAUAUCAAGGAGAGUUUUGACAUCGGCAGCGAAGACAAUGCUUCACAGCCAAAUCAAUGGAUUCCCGAGGAUUCACUGCCCGGGUUCCGCUCGUUCAUGACCCGAUUCUACUGGGAGGGAUAUCGUAUCGGAAGUGAGCUCUUGCGAGCUCUAGCUGUUGGACUGGGGCUGAACGAUGAGGAUCAUCUGCUGCAGAAACACUCCGGUCAUAAUAAUCAGCUGCGUCUAUUACAUUAUCCACCUGUACCAGCGGCGGAAUUGGAAGAAAAGCGCGCUGCCCGUUGUCCGGCGCACACAGACUGGAGCUCAAUCACCUUGCUCUUCCAAGACGACUGCGGUGGUCUGGAAGUCGAAGAUGUGACGAGCCCUGGCCACUUUGUGGCUGCAACUCCCGUCAAGAACGCAAUUGUAAUGAAUGUGGGAGAUCUUCUCCAGAGGUGGAGCAAUGAUCAGUUGAGAUCAACAAGUCAUCGGGUUACUUUGCCGCCGUUGUCAGACCGGUUUGAGGGAGAACAGCGAAUGACCCGUAGACGGUUUUCAAUUCCCUAUUUCCUGUCCCCCGAUCCCGACUCCAUGAUCGCGUGUAUUCCAUCUUGCAUGGGACCUGACGAACCCGCCAAGUACGAGCCGAUCACGCAAGCCGAGUACAACCAAAUGCGUGCUUCUAUGCAAUACUGA